AAAUUUCGUCCCAUUAACGAGACGCUAUAAGACGAAAAAGUUAAAAAAAAUUCGUCUCGUUUUGUUCUUAAUUGAAAUUGAGACGAUUUAAAAAUCGUCUCAUAAAUAUCAGGAGACGAUAUUUUGUCAAUUCGUCUCAGAAUAAAAAAAGUGGAACAAAAUAUUUUAAGACGAAUUGAGACGAAUUGAGACGCUGCGGUAAAAUCACGGAGACGAAUUGAGACGAAUUAAGACGCUGCGGUAAAAUCACGGAGACGAAUUGAGACGAAUUAAGACGCUGCGGUAAAAUCACGGAGACGAAUUGAGACGAACUAAGACGACAGGGUUUCUUAAACACGAAAAUUUAUUUAAAAAGCUAGUGUUUUUUAAAGUGGUUUUAAUGUAUUCAGAUAUUUCAGAUAGCGACAGCGACCUAGAUUGGUUGUUUACGGACGAUUCUUUGUCCGAUGAUGAAAAUGAAGAUUACAUCAACGAAAUUUUACAAUGCGCUUCAAAAAAACGAGGCAGACCAGCGCUACACGAGCAACAUCCGGGCUUGGUUCCAUGUAUCGCAUCCUACAUAAGUCAGAACUCGGCCGAGGCCCAUUUGAGGCGCAGAGACAGUAUUAUGUACACAAAUGGUGUAAGCUUAAAAGAUAUUGUCUCUCACAUAAAAAGUACGCUCGGGUUAAAUGUGAGUAAGAGCGCAGUGCAUUACCUCAUGAGACCGAGGAGAAAAAAAACCACUUCGAGCAAGCGUCACAAAUCGUUGGUUGAUGCACGUGUUCCGCCCAAGCGCAACACGGGAGAAAAAAAGAUCCAUGAAGAUUUUCAUUUUUCUUGCUCCCAAGUUAACUUGGUUAAUGAGUUAGCGCAGUUAUGCAAUGAAAACACAAUCUCCUUGUCAGUUGACAACAAAAACAAGGUGGAUGUUGGUAUUCCCGCCACGAGUAGACGUGCGCAAAUCCGACGUUAUCACAUCGAAAAUGAGGCUCCCAUUUACAAUGACCACGACUUCCCCUAUCCGAAUAGUAAAUUAACCCCAGCAGGUUAUCAACAAUUAAAGGUGAGAAUAACAAGAUCACGCUCAUUAUCUCCAACCCGCCAGCCUUUAAAAAUAAAUAGAAAAAGGUCUUUGUCUGAAGGAAGCAUCCAGUUUUUAAACUUUCCAAAACUUACUUUUUGCGAAGGUUACCACACGAUGCGGCAACUCGGUCAUGUACGAAUACAUGGAGGAAGCCAGUGAAGAGGAAGCCAGUGAAGAAGAGCCCACAGGUAAUGUGGAAGAUAGCGUAGCAGAUUCUAGCAAAGAGAUUACGGAUGAGAGCCACCUACCAAGUGAUCAACUAAAAUCCUUGGACUUGGUAUUUGCAACCAAAGCAGUCAAAAGCCUUUCACCGUAUAAAACCUUGCCAGGCCUUUCACUAUCUAAAACCUUGCCUGACCAUUUACCAUCCAAAACAUCGCCUGAUCAUUCACCUUCUAAAACUUCGCCAGCCAUUAAUCUUUUGACUCCGGAAAAUUUUCUUUUUAAUAUCACACCAGAAUUACCGUCAAUCGUGUCCACUUUAAAAAAUGAUCCUGCUACCGUCUCCACAAGCUCUUUCAUUGCUGAUUGUGUUCAAAACAUUCCAAAUUUUAACAUUGCCGACCAUGAAAUCGAUUUUGAGUCCAACAAUCUGGCACAGGUAAUCCACGAAACAAAAAGAAACACUGAUUUGAUACUGGGCCUGUGUCAGAAGUUGGACACAAAAGUAGACGCUAUAAGCGCAAGAACUGCUGUGCUUGAGAGUUACAUCAUGAAAAAAAGAAACUUAUACGAGGCUAAAAAUAAAAUUUACCAGGAACCAUUGCCCUUGCCAGCAACAAUUACCCAGCCACCGAAUAGUUAUGUUGAGAUGCUGGAAAAUAAUUUUGAUCCGCUACUUUUCUUGCCCACAGAACAUGAUGACAUGGGCAUGGAGACCACGCAUGUUGAAGCACGGCCGCAAGUCGCAACUCCGCAAGCCACACCACCCGUUGGUAAAAAAAACCCGCUACGCAAAAUUAACCCAUGCUCCGCGUUAAUUAAAAAAGAGCUGGGUAAGCGUUUCACCCUUGCCGAAUUAGCAGGUGGCAGGUUGAAUGGUGGCAAAAAUAAAAACGUGUUGUCACCACGAAGAAUGGGAAUAAUUUUGCAGAAGGCCAGGAAGGAGCAUAAGGAGGAAUUUGAAAAUAAUAUAAAAAACAAUUUAAAUGAAAUCAUUAACUCAAAAUGUCGAAAGGCAAGUCAGAAAAUAAGGGACACCACGGAUUGAUAAAAUAAAUAGACGAAAUUAUUUAGGUCAAUUCUCACGUUCCGAACUUUUUUUUUCUCGCAUUCUAUAAAAAACCUUAGGCACAGAAAGGUCAAAGUAAAAGUGUUUUUGCAUACGUAUUUAGCUACGUAUUUAUGGACUGGUUUCUUAUAAAAAAAACGUGCAUAACGUAAAAUGUUGAGAUGAUUGAUUUCCUAAAACCGUGGAAAUUUCAGAUAAAAUUUUUUAGCUCCUUAUUCUGACUUGUCUUCGUAUUUUAAGUUUUUAUUUUAAUAUUGUUUGAAAAAGAAUUUGUUCUAAUUUAUUCCGCGCUUUUUUAUUCUCGCACUUUUUUUAUUCCCUUACAAAAUAAAAUGUCUUACAAAAUAAAUUUUAGAUAUUUCUAACUAUGAUUUAUCAUAGUUAAUAGAAAUAUCUAAAAUUUAUUAACUCCCUAUUUUAACUUUUCUUCGGGUAUAGGUUCAGCAUGUUUAUGUUUCUCAUAACAUACUUAAAAAAAGAAUCAAACUGAUAAAAAAAACGACAACUCACUCGCACGUGUGCUCUGACCCUCUGAAACCAAUGAAUGAAUCACGAUUCGAACACAGAGCAGAAGAUAAAAAUUGUUACAUUUUUCUUCUUGAAAAAUUCGAAAAGGACGGUUUCUCUUAGCUCCCCAACAUAACAUUUAAAUGUAUUAAGUUAAAAAGAGCUAAUAUACUGAAAUGUACGAACCAUUACAGGCAGAAUACACCUAAAUACACCUAAAUACACCUGAGAACAAACAUCUUGACAUAAAUUUUGCUUUUAUCCCUGAUCUGUGUACUGGUUUCGUUUAGUUAAUGAAUACCAUGUUAAGGCUAUUUUCUACCUCAAGAAAAUUUUCGGCGAUUUUUGAUUGGCUAAUUUUAAUGUUUUUCGAUGAUGUGACGUUUGCGGAGGAACGCCAGCCAUUUCGAAUAUAUCUCCCAGUAAAGACGAGCUAUGUUUCGCAUCUAACUAUCUAUAUUUAAUAUCUAUAUAUUCCUUCCUAACAACAUAUUUAAAGAAUCCUAAUCUUAAAGAAUAUUUAUGGCUAAAUUCAGUUUCAGAUAUACUUACCAGUAAAUAUCGAAAAUAACUCAAGAUUCCAUCUGUCACGACCAAUAAUAAUAUUUUUUGUGAGAUUUGUUUCGCUUUUCCACAACAUAGUUCCAGCUUCGAACGACGAAGUUUGCUGUGAUAAAAUGUUGCCAAGUUUGAUAAAUAUACAGACCGUAACAUUCAACAAUCGAACGAGUACAAACAAUGUAGCUUAAGUUAAUCAGUAGCUGUGCCACUGCUAGCCAGGAGACCCAGCGUAAUUUUUCUUACCACCGGGAAAUCGGAGUAGUUAAGGUGGGAAAAUUACGCUGGGUCUCAAACGAUUUUUCUGCGGCCAAAAUCUGGCCGCGCUUUUUGAUUGGCUAAUUCUAUUGUUCUCUGCUCACGUGAUUAUUAUCGGGGAAAGCCCUUUUCAUCCCGAAUAUUCCAGCGAGUGGUUUCACUCACCCUAACAAACAUUAGUAUUCUACAAAGUUUUUACCAAAGUAAGAUUUGACCAAGCUUGGUAAACAACUCACAGAUAAAUUAAAAUGUCCUCCGAAGCGAUUAGUCACAUUGUUCGAUUUAAACUCGGGGUUUCCGCUGAGUCAUUCGUUCGCGUCUAAGCUUUAGUUUGAGAGAAACUCAUUUUAUCAACUGAAGAAGAAAGCUUAGUUAACUAGGCUAUGCCACUGCCGUUCCGCUAGAACAAUGGAAUAAUUUCUUUUUCACGGAACAAAAUCACGCUGGGUCUCCUGGCCAAGAUUUAAGUUUCGUGUUAAACUCACGGAAGUGUUCGAAAAUAUUUUUCAACUUUUGAGACGAAUUUAUUAUAGCAGAGACGAAUUGAGACGAUUUGAGACGAAUUAAGAAAAUUCAUAGACGAAAUGAGACGAUUCGGAGACGAAUUUGUUUUUAAAAUAUGAUAUUCGGAGACGAAUUUGUGACUAUCAGGAGACGAUAUGAGACGAAUUAAGACGGUUAAGACACUACAAUGUUAUCACAAAAAAUCGUCUCGUAUGAAAGAGUUAAGACGAACAAAACAAAUUUACAAGACGAUUUAAAAUGAGCCGAAUUUAGACGAAAUUUGUGGACGAU
This is a messenger RNA of Hydractinia symbiolongicarpus, 4415 nucleotides long. RefSeq lists its product as uncharacterized. The coding region runs from base 1197 to 2276 and encodes 359 amino acids. The record is from RefSeq and is a predicted model, not a curated record. NCBI's taxonomy places the organism in Eukaryota, Metazoa, Cnidaria, Hydrozoa, Anthoathecata, Hydractiniidae. The transcript is spliced from 2 exons.